AUGGAUCUGCUGAUAACCGAAGGUGAAGAUCUAGGUGGUGUAUUCAACGCGAUGGAUGGCACUUUACAAUGUCGUUUUAGACGACGCGUAAGACCAUUGGAUACAGUUCAUCAACUUAUGGAUUUAACAUCACCUAACGCCUAUCAUUUAAUUGUUACACGUGGUGAUGAACGCAAAAAAGACGGAUUCGGUCGUCCUUUUGCCGGUGGAGAAUCUAUUUCACAACGUCCAGUUGUGAUCACAUCACCUAUUUACGGAAGCAUGACUGGUGUAGCUGGCCGUGGAUCGUCAAUAGCUAAAACUCAUGGCUGUCUUAUGGUAUUAGCCUGGGUACUGUGUGCCAGUAUUGGUGUUAUACUAGCACGUUAUUAUAAAGAUGUUUGGCCUAAUUCUGGCCUAUUGGGUGAACGUGUCUGGUUCCAGUCGCAUCGAAUAUUACAAGGCAUAUGUGUUGGCUUGACGUGUAUCAGUAUAAUAUUGAUUUUUAUCUAUUGCGAAGGUUAUUCCCAAGCAACUGCAUAUCCCUACUACAUUCAUCCAAUUCUUGGUUUGAUUGUUUUCUCAUUGGCGUUGAUCAAUCCAUUUAUCGCUUUAUGCCGAUGCAAUCCAGCGCAUGAAUACAGACCAUGGUUCAAUUGGAUACACUUUUUCGUCGGCACCUUUGCCUAUGUCUUGUCUGUACCAACAAUGAUGCUGGGCUUACGUAUGCCUGCUGCUGGCCUCCAACUGCAAUUUAUUAAUUACCCUUUAUGGAUUUUAAUAUUCUUUGUUAUAUUCCAAUUUAUUAUUGAAAUUGUCCUGGAGAUACACGGAUGUUUCUAUUAUCGUCGAAAUAAGAAUAAACGUCGUACAUAUAUGGUUGAAAUUGACCAGUAUCAAGCUGCUAAACGUCUGAACAAUGCACGUCAACCACGUCCUCCGGAACCAGAACCUUCUGGUCGUAUGUUCAAAUACUUCAUAAUCGGUCUUCAUGCUACAGUCUGUGCAAUUGUUGCUGUCAUCUUGAUCAUAAUCAUAGCAGUUAACUAAAGGAAUUAAUUUAUGCUUCACGUUUUAGACUACUUAAUUAUUUUAUCAGUAGCCUAUGGAAAUCCUUCGAAAAAAUACACAUAUAUAUUAAUGCGUACAUGAUGUGUUCAAACAAACUAAUGUAAAUGUGCCUUAAACAUCUGGUU
This is a messenger RNA of Trichobilharzia szidati, 1175 nucleotides long. The record is from the annotation of a GenBank genome assembly. NCBI's taxonomy places the organism in Eukaryota, Metazoa, Platyhelminthes, Trematoda, Strigeidida, Schistosomatidae.